AUGGCUGCAGCUCGUGCCAAGCUCGCGGAAUUGCGCGCUCUGAGAGCCUCCGGAAAGAAACGACUUACCACGUACGAAAUUGAAGACGACGGAGACAUUUACGAUGAAGUUGAUGAGGAAGGAUACAAGAAACUUGUGCGAAAACGGCUGGAUCAAGAUGAUUUCGUUAUUGACGAUGCUGGCGAGGGAUACGCUGAUGAUGGACGAGAAGAGUGGAACGACUCCAGAAGAUACUACAGCGACAGUGACGGCGACGAGCUGCCGUUGAAGGGAAAGGCUGCCAAAAGGAAACGAGAGGAAGAUGAUCAGAGGAAGGAGAAGAUUAAUAAUUGUAUUAGUAAAUACUUUAACACAGGGCCAGCGGCCAAGGCUACUUCAAAGCCAAAGCCUGUUGCUUCGGCUGAAGAUGAAGCCUUCAUGGCGGAUCUCCUCGGUGAAGUUGAUGCGAACCCUCUCCCUUCUCGUGCUCUCCCAAAGAAGGCUUUGAAAUCCGAUACACGGCGGAAAAUUCACAUCAUCUCACCACCUCUUUCUCAGGAGACGGCCUCCAAAAGGACUAAGGGAAGAAAAGAACACCCAUCUAGUCCUCUCGUUGUUCCCAAGGCGGAAUUGGAUCUGGAGAAUAAUCCUGCAUGGCUGGAUGCUGAGGAGGAUGGCGACAUUCUCAUGGGUGACACAGCACUAUCGUCACCAGUCGUAAAAGCCGUCCAGCGGAAAACCACGAGUGAUGUGAAGAUGGAGGAGGAGGAAGAUGAAGAAUUAAUGAUAGUUGAAGAAACAACUGCCCAUCAUGAAGCGAAUGGUGCAAGAGUUAAUAUAACAGGCAAACGACCAGCGCCAAAAAUUAAGGAGCCGACAUAUCCAUCUCCUGCGUGCUCCUCUCCUUCCAGAGCCAAUGAUGAUGGUAUCGAUCCUUCGACAUGGAAUGAUGUCACGAGCAAAUUAAACGUUUUGAGCAGCCCCGCGGCCUCCGACUUUAAGACAUUUGGUAAACUUGCGGCUCCGGAUGCGGUCGAAGAAGAUGGAAGUCUCCUGUUCUUCUGGCUAGAUUAUGUCGAAAUCAACGGCAACCUAUGUCUUUUCGGCAAGGUUAAGAACAAAAAAUCAGGGAGCUAUGUCAGCGCUUUCGUUAAGGUCGACAAUAUAUUGCGAAAGUUGUACUUUCUUCCUAGACAGUAUCGGGUACGUCAUGGCCGUGAGACAGAGGAAGAAAUUGACAUGGAAGACGUCUAUAAAGAGGUGGCUGAGCUGAUGUCAGCAGCCAAAGUCACCAAGCACAAAAUCAAGGAAUCCGUUCGAAAGUACGCCUUCGAACUUCCGGAUAUUCCCAAAGAGGCGACAUAUCUUAAGCUUAUGUAUUCCUACGACAGCUCCUCUUUGCCCGUCGAUGUUAAAGGGGAAACCUUCUCUCACGUUUUUGGAACCAACACUGCGCUCUUCGAGCAGUUCGUGCUUUGGAAAAACAUCAUGGGUCCUUGUUGGCUAAAGCUCGAAAAUGCCGACUUUACAGCAGUCAAUGGCGCAUCCUGGUGCAAACUAGAAUGCCAGGUCUCGCAACCUAAGUUUAUUACCGUUGUUCCUAACUCAGAUAGCUUGGAAAGCCCACGGCUAACUCUCAUGAGUUUGGCAUUCCGAACGCAAUUAAACGUCAAGGAUAAUAAGCAGGAAAUCAUUGUCGCAAGCGCACGUGUUUAUGAGAAUGUGUCACUUACAGAUACAACGCCUCCCGAAAAGCUGCCUUGCAAAACAUUUACAGUGAUGAGGCCCACUGGUUCUUCAUAUCCGAUUGGAUUUGAAGCCGAAACUCGCAAACACCGUGGCACGUUUAUGCUGGAGAAGAGCGAGCAAUUUCUCCUAAGCAAGUUUAUGGCCCUGUUUGAGAAGAUGGAUCCGGAUGUCCUCAUGGGUCACCAACUCCAGGAAGUCGAUUUCAACAUUCUCCUUAACAGACUAUCUGAAAAGAAGACUCCUGGUUGGCAUCGCAUUGGCAGAAUGAAAAGGAGUGAGUGGCCAAAAAAUCUCUCUCGAGGUGCAAGUUUCUUCGCGGAAAGAAAGCUUGUAGCUGGCAGACUGCUUUGCGAUAUUGCCAAUGACAUGGGAAAGUCUUUGAUGGUAAAAUGUCAAUCCUGGAGUUUAACGGAGAUGUGCCAACUAUAUCUGGGAGACGGGAAUACCCGUCGAGAUAUCGACAACGAAGUGGCGUUGAAAACCUGGGCAACAUCGAAAGAAGGGCUUAUGAACUACAUCAGCCACUGUGAAGCUGAUACUUAUUUUAUCGCCGCACUCGUUCUGAAGCUUCAAAUGCUACCUUUAACUAAAGUGCUCACCAAUUUGGCCGGAAACUCAUGGGCCAGAACUCUUAGCGGUACCAGAGCUGAACGGAACGAGUAUAUUUUGCUGCACGAAUUCUACCGGAACAAGUACAUUUGCCCUGACAAGUAUGCCAGCAAAUAUCAGCAAAUGUCGCAAGCCAACGAAGAAGACGAGGAUGGAACGGGCAAGAAAAAGAAGGACAAAUAUAAGGGUGGUCUAGUGUUUGAACCUGAGAGGGGACUGUACGACAAGUAUAUCUUGGUUAUGGACUUUAACAGCUUGUAUCCCAGCAUUAUCCAAGAGUUCAAUAUCUGCUUCACAACGGUGGACCGUGCAUUGGUGGCUGAAAAUGAAAACGAGGAAAAAGUCCCUGAAGUUCCUACGGAACAAGCUCCAGGAAUUCUUCCACGACUCAUUGCUACUCUUGUCAACCGUCGACGUGAAGUUAAGAAGCUGAUGAAAGAUAAACGAGCAUCUCCAGAGGAUCUGGCUCUUUGGGAUACUAAGCAAAUGGCCCUCAAACUUACAGCCAACUCUAUGUACGGGUGUCUAGGUUACACACAAUCCCGAUUCUAUGCUCGAUCGCUUGCCAUGCUUACGACCUCCAAAGGUCGCGAGAUUCUUCGAAGCACAAAAGAGCUUGCAGAAAGUAAUCAACUGCAGGUUAUUUACGGCGAUACUGACUCCGUGAUGAUUAACACCAAUGCCGAUAAUAUUGAGGAGGCUUUGAAAGUUGGAAACACCUUCAAGCGGUUGGUAAACGAACGGUAUAAGUUGCUAGAGAUCGACAUUGACAAUGUCUUCCGCCGUCUCCUCCUUCAUGCGAAAAAGAAGUAUGCCGCUAUUAACAUGACUGAGGUUGAUGGAAAGUAUGUUGAUCAACUCGAGGUCAAAGGCUUGGACAUGAAGAGACGAGAAUACUGUGCCUUAUCCAAAGAGGUGUCAUCGAAACUUUUGAAUGAGAUUUUGUCUGGUGAUGAUCCAGAUGUAGUUCUUACAAAGGUUCACGAUUACUUGCGUGAGCUCACGGAAAAGAUGAAGGAGUUAGCAAUCCCUGUUCAAAAAUAUGUCAUUUACACGAAACUGUCCAAAGGUCCCGAUGAGUACCCCAACAAGGAGACUAUGCCCCCAGCGCAGGUGGCUUUGCGUGAACUCGCUCGAGGGAAAACCGUUCGUCCAAACGAUGUUAUUUCUUACAUUGUAACCAGUGGAGAUUCCAACACGUCAUCUCUACCACCUGCCAAACGAUCGUACACACUGCAAGACGUGAUAAAGCCCGAUUCUGGUCUUAAACCAGACGUUGAAUAUUACCUCCUGAAACAGAUCUUCCCGCCAAUUGAACGUCUUUGCGCCCCAAUACCCGGCACAGAUGCCGUCCGCCUUGCUGAAUGUCUUGGUUUGGAUGUUAGAAAAUACCAAAUCAACAUCUCCAACACUCGAGACCAACAGAACAUGGAGAUAUUCCCUCUAGAAUCACAAAUCCCAGACUCCAUUCGUUUCAAGGAUGCCUCACGAUUAACACUUCGUUGUCGAUUCUGUCACGAACGGACAUUCUUCGAAGGUCUUUCCUCGUCAGCAGAGAUGUGCACUGCCAACGGGCUUGUGUGUCCCAACACGGCCUGCGGAAAGCCCUUCAACAUCAUAUCCAUAGUGGCACAACUUGAGAGCCAGAUACGCGCUCAAACCGCAAAGUACUAUGAAGGCUGGCUAGUUUGUGAUGAUCCUUCGUGUGGAAACCGAACACGACAGAUGAGCGUGUAUGGCCGUCGCUGUCUAGGUCCUCGUGGACGCGCAGAGGGCUGUCUUGGCCGUAUGGGAUUUGAAUAUACGGAGAAGCAAUUGUAUAACCAACUGCUGUAUUAUGCUCGUCUGUGGGAUGUAGAUAAGGCAAAAGUUGCAGCUGACAAGGAACCCGAUCCUGAAAAACGGGACAAGAUCAUGGUCAUGGUUGAGUGGAAUCGGGCGCGGUUUGGGACAGUUAAGGGAGUAGUAGAUGCGUAUUUGAAGAAGUGUGGGCGGCAAUGGGUCGAUAUGGGGGUUCUUUUUGGGUUUGCAUUGGGGUGA
Messenger RNA from Paracoccidioides lutzii Pb01, 4377 nucleotides. Its product is annotated as DNA polymerase alpha catalytic subunit. The coding region runs from base 1 to 4377 and encodes 1458 amino acids. The record is from RefSeq and is a predicted model, not a curated record. Gene Ontology annotation, molecular function: pyrimidine nucleotide binding; DNA-directed DNA polymerase activity; chromatin binding. Gene Ontology annotation, cellular component: alpha DNA polymerase:primase complex. Gene Ontology annotation, biological process: mitotic DNA replication initiation; leading strand elongation; lagging strand elongation. The transcript is spliced from 5 exons.